This is a messenger RNA of Harpegnathos saltator (Jerdon's jumping ant), 2141 nucleotides long. RefSeq lists its product as uncharacterized. NCBI's taxonomy places the organism in Eukaryota, Metazoa, Arthropoda, Insecta, Hymenoptera, Formicidae. Gene Ontology annotation, molecular function: ribonuclease P RNA binding; ribonuclease P activity. Gene Ontology annotation, cellular component: nucleolar ribonuclease P complex; fibrillar center; ribonuclease MRP complex. Gene Ontology annotation, biological process: tRNA 5'-leader removal. The transcript has 6 exons. The record is from RefSeq and is a predicted model, not a curated record. Bases 565 to 1713 code for a protein of 382 amino acids.
GUAUACUAUAGAUUUUCAGUGCUGACGAUGAAUAUCGGACGAUACAGUAGCAAUAGUAUGUAUUUGUGUUGUGAUUUCCUAAUUUUUCUCACAGCGGUUUGAGUAGGAACUCUGCAAGAGGGUUACUAAAAGCCUACUGUUCCUACUGAAAUAAAUAAAACUAUACGGAAAGAGGAAUUGAACGUGCGGGAGCGUAGCAGACGGAUCCUGUGUGACUAUCUUUGUCGUACAAAGUCAAGUUCGCAUGUACAUAUGUGAUCAUCAUUCAAAUGGAUGGGUCCCGGCGAAUAUAUGAUUGCAAGAGAGGAGGCUGAAUUUUUUCUUCUAUAAGGAGAGAAAAAAAGACAAAAUCUUGUAGAACACAUUUGUCGGGUGCUGCUGAAACGUUGGGUGAAAUGUGGCUUGAACUUAACCUUUGAUUUUUCAAGAAGACCUGUUUAUGAAUGAUUGAAUUUUACAAAAAAUUUUUACAAUUUUUACUUCAAGGGGCAUGUAUAAAUAUUUCUCUUAGAUUUUAAUGUUUUGACAUACUGGCGAACAUAAGAAAAAUAUACAGCUAUCUACAUGGCUACACCGGUAUUAACUAAGAAACAACAAAAACAAAGUUUGUCAGCCAAAAAAGGACCUGUUAGAGGUUUACGGAAUCUCUUGGCACAACCUCAUGAGAACUACUGGCCUACUAUAAACAUUGAUCAAUAUCCAGCAUUGACAACUCUUAUGAAUGAGUUAUUACCCUUGAUAAGACAGCCAAGUUUUAAAAUUCCUGGAUCAAUGCUUAGACACAUGUCAAGGGAACAACGCCUAUUAGCCAGGAGAGAAGCAUUAGAGAAAGAAAGCACUAAACCUGAUAACAAUUUACUAAAGUUUGUCAUUUUGGGUAUUAAUAUAAUUACACGGGCUUUAGAGAAAAACAAUGUAUGUUGCAUAUUAUUAGAUGCCAAUGUGGAGCCACCUCUCUUGAUAAAACACAUUGUUGUUAUGGCACAGAACAAGAAAGUUCCUGUUCUUCUAUUACCUGUUUUGAAAACAAUUACGCUACAAACAAUUGGAUUUGCCACGGCGGCUCUUGCUUUAAAGCGUGAUGUAAUGCAGUCUUCAGACAAUGUAUUCCAUGCAUUAUACAAACUAGUGGCAGAAGUCUUUAAAGAUUUUGAACCUCCUAAAUGUUCGUUGCAACUUUUUAGACCUGAUGAGACAUGCGAAAGUACAAUGCAUGAGGUUAAGACAAUAAAUGCGAAUUGCGACACAAAUUCAAAUAUUUCGAAACCAGUGCGGUCAGUUAUUGCACCGACAGACGUAUAUAGAUAUAGAUCUUCACGAAAGGACAGAACGUUUGUACCUCCAACCGUGAGUUGGAAAAACGUUCAAAUCUCGCAAGCGAUGUCGAAUGAACUCACCGUUUACAAUAAUGAUCUCGAUUAUGCCAAUGAUACAAGUUUUAGAAAUAUAUCGGAAAAUAAAAAACACGCAAAUAUUUGCGAGGAGGAAGAUCGAUGCAAAAAUACAGGAGAAGAUAAAGCCAAGUUACCUCUCGCUGGAUCAAAAUUAAUGACUGAUAAUACAGAUUUGCCGAAACACGUCCCCUUUUCAGAAGAUUCCAUUUCUGGGAGGCGCAAAAAUAGUGUGACUUACUUAUCAUUGAAGGUAAAAUGCGUACAAGGAAAUAAUAAUAGGAUAAAGGCGACUAAAGCUGUUAAAAAGAAAAAAAAGUAGUCUUAUGACAUGCUGUGUGCCGAUAGAAUAUAAUAAUAUAAAAGACAAAUUAAGAACCAGAGCCGUAUAUAAAUAUUAUAUACAGUCAAAUGAAAACCAAUAUAGGAAUGUGAAACGUCGGUUAUUUUUUCUCUUUUGUAUAAAGAUUAUUACAUUAUGUACCAGACCAGUCAGUACAAUUUCACAUUGUUAGUUCAAUAUGUAGAAUCAACAUCAGAGCAUCCAGCACCAAGAGCUAAUGAGUAUUGCAACAUUUAUACAAUACUAUACGAUAUUGUGUUGUGUACAAUGUAAGUGAUGAAAUCUAUAUAUAUUAAAUUGAACUUUCUCAUUUUUCUUCUUUCUCUCGGUCAUCAGCCUUGUGCGUAUUAAUGCUGACAACCAUAUAUGUAGAUUUAUUCAAUAAAUUAUCUUUAUCAAUCAUUUUA